This is a messenger RNA of Xenopus laevis (African clawed frog), 1087 nucleotides long. RefSeq lists its product as uncharacterized. The transcript has 7 exons. The coding region runs from base 358 to 996 and encodes 212 amino acids. The record is from RefSeq and is a predicted model, not a curated record. NCBI's taxonomy places the organism in Eukaryota, Metazoa, Chordata, Amphibia, Anura, Pipidae.
CUAUAAUGAACAAUUCUAUUAGCAUGCUUGCUUAAAUUUACCCAGACAUUGGUUUAUUAGCACUUACUUACAGACAGGGUAAUAUUCAUAUUAAUCAGCAGGAGAUAUUGAGUUUCCAGCUGCUAAUAUACACAUGCAGUACAAUUCAGUGUACCAUAUUUUGUUUCCUUUAGGUCUGUGGUUAAAAAAAUAAAGCAGAAAAAGAAAAAAACAGUUAAUAAAGCAGAGAGCCUACCAGCAGCAGCAGCUGAAAGCCCUGAUAGGGGAAAGCUUAGUGAAAUUACAGAGAACAGUGAAGUGCCUAUAGACAUAAGCCUUCCAGAACCUGAAAGUGACACAUUCGAUGUUUUCAGCUAUAUGGAGUCUAUAUUGUCAUCACAUAAAACGCCUAAGAAUCAGAAACGUAAAAAGGUACAACGUUAUGCAAUGUUUGAAGAAAUUAUGAAUAAUGAAGAAAAUGCAGAAGGAUUGACGCAACAGUUGAUUGCGCUUCAAAACAAAUCACCAACUCUCAAAGUUUUGGUGCGGUAUGAACCGAUAGAUGAUAGUAAGGAGGAAGAUGCUACAUCACUGAAGUCAGAGAUGGAAACUUCUACUAUCCAACUGCAGACUUCAGAACCCAGGGAACCAGAGAGUUUGGUGCAGUAUGAACCGAUAGAAGAUAGUAAGGAGGAAGAUGCUAAAUCACUGCAGUCUGAGAUGGAAACUACUACUAUCCAACUGCAGACUUCAGAACAGAGGAAACCAGAGAGUGAAGUACAAAUUCUACGGAUUGAACCACCUAAUGAGGAUGGUGAACUUCCUUUGCAAAUAGAGCAGGAAAGCAUUCCCGUCCCACAACAGCCUUCAGAACACAGUGAAGAUGUUGUCAAGAAAAGUGAAUCUACGGUGAAAGAGGACCUAUUUUUCUUUUUCUUAUUGUCGUGUGCUAAUAUGCUUCAGACAAAUUCCUCAGAACUAGCAGCAUAUGUUAAGCAACCUUCAGAACCUGAAUGAGAGGAGCAACCUGUGAAUCCUGAACCGAAGACACCUGCGUUGAUGAGCAUGGAAAAUCUUCUUCAAAAGUAGAACAGAGAUAACCUCAGUG